Penicilliopsis zonata CBS 506.65 is the source of this 2176-nucleotide messenger RNA. RefSeq lists its product as hypothetical. Bases 225 to 2123 code for a protein of 632 amino acids. Gene Ontology annotation, cellular component: nucleus; CAF-1 complex. NCBI's taxonomy places the organism in Eukaryota, Fungi, Ascomycota, Eurotiomycetes, Eurotiales, Aspergillaceae. The transcript is spliced from 3 exons. The record is from RefSeq and is a predicted model, not a curated record. Gene Ontology annotation, biological process: nucleosome assembly.
CGGAGAGGAACGAUCGGCCUGAUCUGAGCUGAGCUGGAGACCCAGGCCUGAAUUGAGACUGAGAAUAGAAAAGCCUCAUUUGACUUGGUAAUAUGAUCUUAUGAUUUGAUUUUGCUGAAAGAUUGCUGUGAAGACUUGAAUUGGAUCGAGAACGAAUCUCACUGUUGAUUUGGAAGGGACACCUCGUGAAAGGGACACCCCGUGAAACGGACAAAAAGAACACAAUGGACAUGUCUGUCGAUACACAAGCACAGGGCUUCUCUCAAUCGCCGUCCCGAAAACGCUCCUUCCACGAGACGGAAAAUACCGCUGUCCCGUCAGACCCGAACGCAGAACAAGAGAACACCAGCCCAUCAUUCGAGAAGGAGCAGGAGAGUGGCGUGAGCGGAGAGGCUGUCGGUCCAUCAGAAAGCAUUCUCAGUCCUAUACCUGCACCUAACACGAACAUGAACAUGAACAUGAACACGGAAACGACUCCCACGCCAACUACGCCGUCUACAGGCCCACCGAACAAGAAACGCAAGUUAUCACCGGCUAGCAAGGCAGCAAAGGCACAAGAAAAAGAAGCCAAGGAGCGCCAACGGGUCGAAGAAAAGGCAAAGAAGGAGGAGGAAAAACGGGUCCGCGAUGAAGAGAAGAAGAAACGGGAUGCCGAGCGAGAAGAGGAAAGAAAGCGCCGGGAGGAGCAGCGUAAAGUGAAGAUGGAGGAGAAGGCGGCCAAGGAUGCAGCCAAGGAAGAGGAGAAGAAGAAGCGAGAGGAUGAGAAGAGCAAGAAGGAACGGUCACAAAUGAGGUUGAAUGCUUUCUUCGCCAAACCGACCGCUUCUUCACCUGUCAACCCUACCAGCUCGCCUAAGAAGACACCCGCGAAUAAAAGCAUGCCCCAGGCAGAUGAAGAGAUGACACCCGUCAUGUCUGAUUACCAGCGUGAAUUUCCCGAGUUCUUCGUGCAGUCGCAUACCACGCUGGCACCUAUGCACCGGUUCGAGCGGGACGCCGAGGCCCUGCAGCACCUGUGUGCGACGGUUGAUGCGGGCCUGCGUAUUGCGUCGUCGUCGUCGUCGCCGCCGCAGGUCCCAACCGUAUUUCGCCCGUCAGAGCUGUUCCAUCUUAUACCCUAUCGUCGUCGUCUGGGUCGAAAUGUCAAGUCUGUGAAGAACAUCCUGAUCGAGAUGCAGAAUGAGAACCAUGAUGUUACUCCGGCUGUGGAGGAGGAGAAAAAGACAAAGACUCGAGUAAACCUGCAGGACCUGCUGCGCAGGGUACCGAUGAAAACUUUUCGGUUCGGCGAGGACGUGCGCCCCCCGUACCAGGGCACAUUCUCCAAACCCGUCCCUGAUAAGACAGCAAUGCGACUGUCUCGUAACCCUUUCCGCCGUGAGUUACCAGAGACCAACUACGACUACGACUCGGAGGCGGAGUGGGAAGAACCCGAGGAAGGCGAGGACUUGGACUCAGAGGAAGAGGAAGAAGGCAGCGAUGACGGGGAGGACGACAUGGACGGCUUCUUGGAUGAUGAAGAGGAUGGGUUGGCUGCCGGGGCGGAUGGGAAACGGCGGUUGAUCGUCGGCGAUCUGGAGCCGGUGUGCAGCGGUCUCUGCUGGGCAGACGACCACACCACCACCCCCGAUGAAUUCCAAGCGUACCGCAUCGAGACCACUGCUGAGAAUGUGCGGUUCCCGAUCGAUCCGUUUUCCACAGCGUACUGGGAGAAACCUCGGCCGGCCGACCAGCCACCACCGCCUCCCCUCUUCCCGUCUGCUGCUGCUGCUGCUGCUGCUACUACUGCUGCUGCUGGAGGAGUAGGGGGAGGAACAGGACCCUCUGGCCGGUCGACGCUGCACGCGUACGCGGUCAACUCGUCGGCGCAGGCGUCGCGAGGGAUGUCGAACAUCGCAACGCUCGCGACGGGCCGCGUGAAACGACCGUUUCCCCCGGAACAGCUGGCGGAGUUCAAGGCGGCGGUGGAUGGCAGCGACUUGACCAAGGCGGGUUUAAUAGAGGUCUUAAAGAAGCGAUUUCCUAAGGUAUCCAAAGACGUGCUACGGGAGACGCUGAAUAGUGUGGCGGUGCGCGUGGGCCAGAAGGAAGCCGAUAAGAAGUGGUGUAUACAGAGUGUCUAACCAUAGGAUGCAGAGUAGUCUCCGAAUAUACUCCGUACUUCGAUCGAUUCGAC